Messenger RNA from Mycotypha africana, 435 nucleotides. RefSeq lists its product as uncharacterized. The annotation marks the transcript as partial. Gene Ontology annotation, cellular component: precatalytic spliceosome; catalytic step 2 spliceosome; U2 snRNP. Gene Ontology annotation, molecular function: RNA binding. Lineage: Eukaryota; Fungi; Mucoromycota; Mucoromycetes; Mucorales; Mycotyphaceae. Gene Ontology annotation, biological process: mRNA splicing, via spliceosome. The transcript is spliced from 3 exons. The record is from RefSeq and is a predicted model, not a curated record.
AGCGUCGUCAAAGAGAUUCAGAGAAUAAAUGAGAAGGAGUUGGCUAGCGGAUCUUAUUCAGACACAGCAUCAUGGCAUGCAGAAUAUAAGAAUUCAGCCUGGAUAUUUGUGGGUAACUUAGACUUUGAACUCACGGAAGGCGAUCUUGUUUGUAUAUUUUCGCAGUAUGGUGAGAUCAUACACGCAGAGCUUAUCCGCGAUGGAAAGGAUGGCAAGUCAAAAGGAUUUGGUUUUUUGCAGUAUGAAGAUCAACGCAGUACCAUUUUAGCUGUGGAUAAUUUGAACGGUGCCACUGUUUUAGGGCGAACAAUUCGUGUAGACCACUCUCAUACAGGUCCCAAAAAGCGUAAGAGAAAAGAUGCUGCAUCCGAUGACGAGGAUGACGAGGGCCCAAAAAUGAAUGUAGCGCCACAGAUGAUAGAAGGUAUAAAAUGA